This is a messenger RNA of Rhopalosiphum padi (bird cherry-oat aphid), 1102 nucleotides long. RefSeq lists its product as uncharacterized. The record is from RefSeq and is a predicted model, not a curated record. Lineage: Eukaryota; Metazoa; Arthropoda; Insecta; Hemiptera; Aphididae. The transcript has 2 exons. Bases 37 to 894 code for a protein of 285 amino acids.
UAAUCGUUAAUAGUCAACACCGUCGUCCGCGUCACGAUGUCACCUCGGCUGUCGCUCAAUACAUUUUUGGUCGUGUUUAGCACGUCAAAGUUGUCGGCGUCGUUGUUACUGCUGUCACUGACACUUCAGCCACACCUGAUAGCCACGGCGGCGACGCGUUACAACGCCGGCGGGCUGGCGGCCGCGCUGCACAACGAGGGCGAGAAGUGCGCGCAGUCCGCAGACCUGUGGCCGUGCCUCACCAGGACCGGUGCAAAAGUCGUUGCUGCCGUGGCCGCAUAUCCGGGCGAGAUACCACUGAUGGGCCAGUAUUUGGCCGUAGUGCCGAACGGCCGGGCCCGGAACUUUGGCGACCAUCGCGGAGAUGGGCGACUGACGGCGUACAAAAACGGCACUUUGUCGUCGUGGCCGUCCACGUCGGUAUAUUCAAAAAUCGCGGAAUUCGCGGAGAAGAGAUCGUUGAGGCUGUCUGUGCCCAUGGACGCCGUCGCGUGGCUGAUCGGCGUCACGACGUCAACGCUCGUCACCGGCGAUGAAGGCCGGGGCAAGAAGGACAAGGGCGCGGGUGUGCUGAUGCUCGGCGGCAUGAUGAUGAUCACCACGCUCAUGUCCACCGCGUUCGGGGCACUGGCGCUGAUGGCUGCCAAGGGACUGUUGACCAGUAUUCUCGCUCUGAUGCUUUCGGCGAUGGCGGUAUCGAAAAAGUCUGGCGGUCACGGCCACGCCAGAACCACGUACGAAGUCAUUAACAACCCGGGACCUCACCAAGCGUACCAACAGGCAUCAGAUUACAAAUUGGAAAACAGCGGGGCUGUUAUAUCAGACAUCAAUGCAGGUCAAUACAAUGCAGCUCAAACCGAACCUAUUCAAUAUGGUAACCAACAAUAUGAUUAAAAUUAACAAUAAUUGAAUUGUUCAAAACUCUAGUACUAUAAUAUUAAUCGAUGGGUUAAACAAAAACGCAUUAUAAAUUUAAAUUAUUUAAUAUGUAUUAAUGCAUUUAAUAUAUAUAUUUUUUUAAAUUAUAUUCAUUGUAAUUAAAUAAACUUCUAGAAUGUAAUAUUAUUUAUUAUAUAAAUAUUGUUGAUUGUGUAAUAAUUUA